AUGUCGAGCUCUCAGUCAACUCACGCGCCAGCACCUCAGCCAGUCGAGACGAACCGACAGCUGUCCGAGAAAGAUUCGCCCACACAAAUCACAAUGCAUUCGAAGCACAAUCUCUGGGGCCAACCGGCUGGUAAACCUGAGUCCCAGUGUCUCCAGAAUUGCCAACUGUGGUGCUCAUGCCAGCAACCUCAUGGAGAGCCUACUAAACCUCGGCGAUAUAGUUUCGACAGCCAUCCGAUAGGGCUGAGUUUCCGACCCAGUGGAUGGACUGAUCGUCGACAACAGCAGGCAGAUGAAAGGAUGCACGCGGAUAUGGAGCGGUUCCGAUCGCAAUCCCUAUGGUCGAUGGACCAUAUGAAGGUGAAUACUGGGAGUAGUGAUGGAUACCCGAAUUACCUUGUAUCGCUGCGGGUCUUGGUCCAGAUGGUCAAAGAAAACGUACAAUCUCUGAUCCGGAUGAUCUUGAGGGCGUCAAAGAGUUUCUUUGCUCGGAGGACUUGA
Messenger RNA from Aaosphaeria arxii CBS 175.79, 501 nucleotides. RefSeq lists its product as uncharacterized. The record is from RefSeq and is a predicted model, not a curated record. NCBI's taxonomy places the organism in Eukaryota, Fungi, Ascomycota, Dothideomycetes, Pleosporales. The transcript has a single exon. Bases 1 to 501 code for a protein of 166 amino acids.